AUGGCGCCUAUCUUUUAUGAGCAUAGUAGUUCUAGCGAGGGCUCCGGACCAAGCUCAAGGAGCCGCACGCCACCAACCGGGAUCUCGAUCGAUUACAAUGGCUCCGAGCCUAUCGCUAUUGUUGGAAUGGCCUGCCGUUUCCCCGGUCAAUUAGAUACCCCGGCUGAAUUCUGGGAAAUGCUUGUACAAGAAAGAUCUGGAUAUUCAGAGCCACCUCCCUCAAGAUUCAAUAUCAAUGGCUUCCACUCCGAGAAAGCUAAUACUGGCUCACUGGGCCCCCGAGGGGGUUACUUUAUUUCGGAGGAUGUAUACAACUUUGACCCACCAUUCUUCGGAAUCACCCAGACCGAGGCCAUAGCUAUGGAUCCUCAACAAAGGAAAUUACUCGAGUGUGUUUACGAAGCGUUGGAGUCCGGUGGAAUACCUCUCGAUAGCGUGUCUGGAAAGAACGUGGGUACUUACGUUGGUAAUUUCACCAUUGAUUAUGGCAUGAUGGCUCUUCGGGAUAUGGAAUACCCAAAACCCUAUUCUAUGACCGGUCACGGCAAUACAAUUUUGAGCAACAGAGUUAGUUAUGUUUUUAACCUCUGUGGCCCCAGUGGCGAGAUUAAUGGAGCAGUUGUUGGCGGCACCAAUCUCAUUCUUGAUGCUGCAGUUCAGAUGGCGGUCGAUAAAAUGGGUGUUCUCUCACACACAUCAACAUGCCAUACUUUUGAUGCAUCAGCUGACGGGUACGGUAGAGCUGAAGGUAUUGGUGCGCUAUACUUGAAGAGGCUCUCAGACGCCAUCCGAGACGGCGACCCAAUUCGAGGUGUUAUUCGAGGUACUGCCGCAAACGCGAACGGGAAGACCAGCGGAAUUACGCAGCCCAGUGCUGUUGGGCAAGAGGCUGUGAUUCGCAAAGCUUAUGCAUUUGCGGGAAAUUUGAAUCCAGAUGAGACAUCAUAUUUUGAGUGUCACGGAACUGGCACCCCGGUGGGCGACCCAAUUGAGCUGAAUGCCAUCACCAACAUGUUCCUAAGAGACAGUAAGAGAGAUUCACUGUUAAUAGGAGCCGUUAAAACGAACCUGGGACACGCGGAAGCAGCGAGCGCCAUGGCGAGUAUUAUGAAGGUUGUGUUGGCCAUGGAACUUGGAACUAUUCCUGCUAGCAUUGGAGUGAAGAAGUACAAUCCCAAGAUUAAUUUCUCAAAUGGGCGCUUGCAAGUGGUGAAGAAUACUCGGGAAUGGCCAGAUGAAUAUAAUGUUCGACGUGCGAGCGUCAACUCUUUUGGGUAUGGAGGUGCUAACGCCCACGCUAUUAUUGAAUCAUCCGAAUCAUAUUUACCCGGUUACAAGUCCUUCAAUAAACGAGGCAGCAAUAGUCGCACGCUGAAUAUCCAUGAGAGAACACAUCUUAAGGCCAAUGUGCAGAGACAUAGGGAUGUCGCCUCGGAAUACGAAAUGUGCGAUCUGGCCUUCACACUCAGUGCUCGACGUUCGUUCUUCUUCAACCGUGGAUACGCCAUCGCUUCAGCCGCCACUCGAGGAAAUGGCGCCAAGAUUGCUUUCAUAUUCACUGGUCAGGGUGCUCAAUCUGCUCAGAUGGGAAAGGAGCUUAUGGAAAACAUCCCAAGCUAUCUUAAUAGCAUUCGAGCUAUGGAUAGUGUUCUCCAAAGCCUUGGGGAAGAUGCGCCAACCUGGACCAUCGAAGGGAGCCUCCUCGAGCCUAAGGCAACCAGCGCUAUUGACCAGGUUCAUCUGUCGCAACCUAUUUGCACUGCUGUACAAGUCGCCCUCGUCAAGCUCCUGAGAGAGUGGGGUGUUAGUCCGCUGGCAUGCGUCGGUCACUCCUCUGGUGAAAUUGCAGCCGCUUAUGCUGCCGCCGCAUACUUCCGUGGUGUUGCCGUAGACCAGCUCACUCAACGAGAAGCUGCCCCCUAUUUGGAAGAUGGUAUUCGCAUCGCUUGUUAUAACUCCCCACAAAGCGUGACUCUUAGCGGCGACGAAGAUGCUGCAGCGAAUGUCAAGGCGAAACUGGAAGCUGAUGGCAUUUUCGUACGAGCACUGAAGACUAGCGGCAGAGCCUAUCACUCUCAUCAUAUGAAAGAUGUCGGCGCCAUCUAUGAGGAGCGCGCAAAUCGUGGAUUCACCUUCCUUGACGCUUUAGAAUUUCCUCAACGCGAGAAAGACGCUAAACAUCCUGUAUUCAUCUCUUCGCCUGGUCCGGAAUACUGGAGGCAAAACCUCGAAUCACCCGUUCGGUUCACGCAAGCCAUGACCCGAAUGACUGAACUUGAAGGUCUAGGGAUCAAUCAUAUUGUGGAGAUAGGUCCUCAUUCUGCAUUGGCGGGCCCAAUCCGACAGCUUCGUGAUAAACUUGGCGUGAGUUCCAGAGAUCUUGAAUACACAGCGACUCUCUCUCGGGGAGAAAACUCAGGGUACCCUAUAGAUCUGGUCCGAGUCAAUGCUAUCGAGGAUCAAGAUCGACUAGUAGACCUUCCACCCUAUGCUUGGAACUACAGCGCUGGCUCGCUGCGUGCGAAACACCGCGUCAACAUGGAAUUUCAGAAUCGCAAGUUUUCCCGACAUGAUCUCCUUGGAAGUUUACUCCCAGGCGUGAUCCGGGAUCAGGCACAAUGGCGGAACAUGCUUGAUAUUCAUGACUUGCCAUGGUUAGAGCAGCAUAAGCUUGGGGCUCAACCUGUUCUUCCAGCAACAGGUUAUAUCGCCAUUGCUGUAGAAGCUGCGCGUCAGUUCUUCCACGACAAGGUCAAAUUCGAGGGUCCUUUCAAAUAUUUUAUACCCCGGCUAUCUAUCAAGUCGGCGCUCAAUCUCCCCCCAUCCGGCAAUCCGAUCGAGGUUAUGACUAGUGCGCGUUUUCAAUUGGUAUCAAAUGCGGUAUCUUCCACCAAUUGGCUUGAGUUCACAAUCCAAUCGUGCCUAGAUGGAAUUUGGACUGAGCAUUGUGUUGUCGCGCCGCUAUUCGACGAGAGUAGAGUUCAAGAACCACGCACUUCGCACACGUGGUAUAGAGGGUUCGCCAACAUCGGUCUCAACUAUGGUGCUGCUUUCAAUGGGCUCACCGACACGAAAUUGCUCCCUCUCGGUGUUCCUACUGACGACUCUCGUUAUAUCGGCAUCUUGAUAGCUGCUCAUAAUGGAUCUCUAAAAGGAGCUAACAGGUCCUUCAUCCCAGUAGAUUGGGAAGAAGUGUCAAUUUAUUCCUACGAAGGCACAGACAUGCCAGCGCCGGAGAACACCAAUGGAAAGAUCCUCGCCACAGGAGAGUUUAGCAGCUUACGUGCGCUCUUUGGAGCAUUCCAGCUUAGCGCUCCUGAUGGAAGACCGCUGUUCACUGCGAAAAGAGUCAACUCAAUCACCUACGCUGAAGACCUCAAUAGGAAUGUUACCGAGGACCGCCACCCUUACCUUCGCGUUCUGUGGAAACCAGAUUCGGAGGACUCACUGAUCAGCACAUUGGACCUACUUGGCCACAAGUAUCCUGGAAUGAACAUUGCUGAAGUCGUCAAUUCCGAAGCGGACAUUGAUAACACACAUCCCGCAGUUUUGGAAGGCAAUUCCUCACUGAAGAGGUACAACUCAUACACUUAUCUCGCUGUAACUGACGCUCUCGUGGAGGCUUCAGCGAGCAUUUACCCCGAAGGACGUGACGUGACUGUAGAAAAGAUGGCGCUGUUUGAUGAUGGAGAGGACAGAACAUCAAACGAUGUUACCUAUGAUCUCGUCAUUUUACCGGACAUCUCAUCCUUUAAUCGAUCGGCCACUGAAGUUCUGAAGGCUCUGCAGCCGCUUCUUAACGAAAAGGGGCGGUUUCUUGUGCAUAAGAGAGGCUAUGACGCAGUCUCUUUCGAUUCACGAAUAUGGGAUGAAAUCAUGACGCAGGUCAUCGACGAAGCUGCAUCUGGAUGGACUAUCCUUUCAGAGCCGCCAAGAAAGCCCAAGCCCACAAAAGACAUUGUCGUGCUAUCAAGACGCAACAGCGACGCUGUUACAGAUUUUGCUGUUGAGCUCGCCCGAAGCGGAUAUGGCGUUCGGUCCGCUUCACUGUCAGACGAGACAUUCACGCCGUACCCGGACGCCAUAUACGUCUCAAUCGUCGAGCUGGGGUCCAGCUUAUUCAACGGGAAUCUGAGCGCCACCGAGUUUUCCAAUUUGCAGCGACUAGCAGACUCCACGCAGGCAAUUUUCUGGCUCACCUCGGGAGACUUGCUUGGGAAGGUUGACCCAAACGCAGCCAUUGUGCAAGGCCUGGGACGAACGCUCCAGACGGAAUACGUGCAGCUUACCUUUAUCGCAAUCGAUCUCGACCAUGCUGAUACUCGAAGGGCAGCUAGGCAGACUCUGCGCGUCCUCGACAGGUUCUCAAAGGAUUCCGACAGUAUCGACAAGGAGUAUAUUGUCAAGGAUGAUGUGUUCCAUAUCAGCAGACUAGCGCAAGACACUGCUUUGGAUAAAGAGUAUAGUGAAAUCAUAACCAGAGAGGCGGCAGACGAGGAGUACGACGCGACAACACCCAUCCGCCUUGACAUUGAGAAGAUCGGUCUCCUCGACACUCUGCACUUCAAAGCCGAUGAGCGUGACCGAGUACUCAGACCGGACGAGGCAGAAGUCGAGGUGAAGUCGGUUGGAAUUAACAUGAAGGAGUACGCAACCUUCCGUGGGAGCUUCCACUCUGAGUCUCUCAGUCAUGAAGGCUCUGGUAUUGUGCGCCGCAUCGGCACAAGCGUGACAAACAUCAGGGUGGGCGACAAACGCUUUAAAGCCAUGCAUUUACAUCAAAUGCGGGACGAGGACGGCCUGAGCUUCGAGGAUAUGGCCGGGAUGCCCCUAGUUUUUGCCACAGCCGUCUACGGCUUGCUAUAUCUUGGCCGGCUGAGGAAGGGAGAAAAGGUGUUGAUUCAUUCAGCUACUGGCGGUGUUGGUCUUGCAGCAGUCCAGAUUGCCAAGAUGGUCGGGGCAGAGAUCUUUGCUACAGUUGGUACUCUUGCUAAGCGUGAGUUCUUAAAGCGCGAAUACGGCCUCGAGGACUCCCACAUCUUCAGCUCUCGCGACACUUCCUUCGCAGCAGGUAUCAUGGCUGCCACGAACGGUCGUGGUGUCGACGUUGCUCUCAACUCAUUAGUCCGUGAACUUCUUGCAGCUUCAUGGAGUGUUAUGGCGAAUAAUGGCCGUCAUAUUGAAAUUGGUCGCACUGAUAUUAUGGAGUACGGAAUUCUCGACCUGAACGUCUUCAAGCGCAACACAACGUUUAGUGCCUUUGAUUUCGGUGUUGUCGCGGAUGACCAUCCAGAAAUCGUUGCCGAUGUCAUGAAAGACGUGAUGAAAUAUCUCAGAGAGGGCAAGAUUCGUGCCCUCCAACCGAUGGCUCUUUUCCCUGCCACCCAAAUUUCCGCGGCCUUCGCAGAGUUUGCCAAUCCGCACAGAAUUGGCAAGGUUGUAGUUUCGUUCUGCCCCGAAGGCAGCAGUUCGAGGUCGCUUCUUGCUGUGCGCCGAGAGCAGAAGGGUGCCAUCACUUUCAGGGCAGAUGGAACCUAUCUGCUCAUCGGCUGCCUGGGUGGACUCGGUCGAUGUCUUGCCCGCUUUAUGGUCGAUCGCGGCGCGCGCAACCUCACCUUCCUCGGUCGUGGCGGAGCGGAUAAAAAGGAAGCGGCGGCUAUGAUAGAUAGCUUACGCGCUCGUGGAUGUUUAGUCCACGUAGUGCGCGGAGACGUUUCCAACAAGGAAGAUGUAGCUAGAGCUGUUGCCGUUGCUGGCGUCCCAGUUUACGGCAUGGUUCAAGGUGCUAUGGCGCUUGAGGACAAACUAUUUAGUAAGCUCGAUCUUCCAGGAUGGCAAUACCCGAUCGAUCCUAAAGUCCGGGGAACAUGGAAUUUGCACGAAUGCCUCGCCGGCCAGCCCCUGGACUUUUUCGUAAUGCUGUCCUCAAUCUCUGCCAUGACGGGUGCACCAACGCAAAGCAACUAUUGCGCUGGCAACACCUUCCUCGACUUCUUCGCCCGUUAUCGUGACGGCCUUGGUCUUCCGGCCACCACUGUUGGCCUUAGCAUGGUCUUAGAAGUUGGGUUUGUAUCGCAGAACCUUGCUAUCGAGCAAGGCAUCGCGCGCUCCGGCAUCCAUGGCAUCACUGAGCGCGACUUCUUAAUGCUCAUGGAGCAGGCCAUGAAGCCGGGACGAGUCGGUGGUUGGCGCCUCGACGCCGGAGCCAAGAAUUUCUUAGUUAGCGGCCUGGAGCCCGCGAGAUUAGCGUCUGACCUCGAUAUCCACGGUUUCCGUUUCUGGCUCCAGCCACGCGUUGGGCCGUUACUGACAGCAAUUCAGCGCAAAAACGAGGGAUCAGCCCGUGGAGGUACGGGCGGGGUCAAGGCUGUUCUUGACCUCGAUGACAUCCUUGGAGCGACUGUAGAGAAAUUUGCCAAGACCUUCAUGAUUCCUACCGAUGAUGUAGACCCAGCCAAGCCGCUGGUGGCCUAUGGAAUGGAUAGCAUGAUUGGAACGGCGCUGCGCAAUUGGGGCUUUUCAACUUUCGGUGUAGACAUUCCUGCUUCUGAUUUCAUGGGACCAGUUCUUACUGCCCAGUCUCUUGCCGAGAAGAUUUUUGCUGGUCGAGCUUGA
Molecule: messenger RNA, 6615 nt
Organism: Xylaria bambusicola
Lineage: Eukaryota; Fungi; Ascomycota; Sordariomycetes; Xylariales; Xylariaceae
Exons: 21
Coding region: 1-6615 (2204 amino acids)
Biological process (GO): fatty acid biosynthetic process; secondary metabolite biosynthetic process
Molecular function (GO): fatty acid synthase activity; oxidoreductase activity
Source: RefSeq, a predicted model, not a curated record